This is a messenger RNA of Cyprinus carpio (common carp), 2447 nucleotides long. RefSeq names its product tropomyosin alpha-1 chain-like. Gene Ontology annotation, cellular component: actin filament. Gene Ontology annotation, molecular function: actin filament binding. Lineage: Eukaryota; Metazoa; Chordata; Actinopteri; Cypriniformes; Cyprinidae. Gene Ontology annotation, biological process: actin filament organization; muscle contraction. The record is from RefSeq and is a predicted model, not a curated record.
CGAAAAAAAAGGAAGAGUUCAGGCAACUGAACAAAUUGGGUGAAGAGAAAGCAAGGGGAGGGAAGAAAGACUUCAUGACAUUAAAAACUCAUUCAUUAAUUCGAAUGAGAAACCCAACGCCUGCUUGAACAACAAAACGCUUAACAAGUCUUUGCUCGCGCUAAAUUCAACUUCCAAAACCUCCUGGCCGAGAUAAUAUAUCUCGUUCCUGUUUUUCUUUUUACAAACACUAUUAUUUGUAUCUAAUACAAUUCAAGAACGCAUCGGUCCAAUCAAAGAGACAAGCGCGUGAACCAUCUGAUCCUCGCGUUACUUCCACUCGCUCUGCGUUUGACUUGUUGGCGGGGCGUUGGUGCCUUGGACUUUUUUUUCUCUUCUCCUUGUCUUCUUCGCGGCUCGGUCCACUACGCUGCUCGAAAGGAAUCAGAUUUAUUUGUCCACACUACUCCUAAAGUAACACAUUAAAAUGGCCGGAUCCAACAGCAUCGAUGCAGUGAAGAGAAAGAUCAAAGUUUUACAACAGCAGGCAGAUGAGGCAGAAGAAAGAGCCGAGAUUUUGCAGAGACAGGUCGAAGAGGAGAAGCGUGCCAGGGAGCAGGCUGAGGCAGAGGUGGCCUCUCUGAACAGGCGUAUCCAGCUCGUUGAGGAAGAGUUGGAUCGUGCUCAGGAGAGACUGGCCACAGCCCUGCAGAAGCUGGAGGAAGCCGAGAAGGCCGCAGAUGAGAGCGAGAGAGGGAUGAAGGUGAUUGAGAACAGGGCUCUGAAGGAUGAGGAGAAGAUGGAGCUCCAGGAGAUCCAACUCAAGGAGGCCAAGCACAUUGCUGAGGAGGCUGACCGCAAAUAUGAGGAGGUGGCACGUAAGCUGGUGAUCGUUGAGGGAGAGUUGGAGCGUACAGAGGAGAGAGCAGAGCUUGCUGAGAGCAAAUGCGCUGAGCUGGAGGAGGAGCUGAAAAAUGUCACCAACAAUCUUAAGAGUUUGGAGGCCCAGGCUGAGAAGUAUUCCCAGAAGGAAGACAAGUAUGAGGAAGAAAUCAAGAUCCUCACUGAUAAGCUGAAGGAGGCUGAGACCCGUGCUGAGUUUGCCGAGAGGUCUGUGGCCAAACUGGAGAAAACCAUUGAUGAUUUGGAAGAGAAACUGAGAGAUGCUAAAGAGGAGAACGUCAAGAUCCAUGCCACUUUGGACCAGACCCUGAGCGAGCUCAAUAGUUUCUAAGGAAGACCUGGAGCAGGAAAAAAAGCCUCUUCUUCCCUUCCUGACACCCUCAUCUCAUUUGGUUUCUUUGUCUCUGCACAUCUGAUUCUUCUGUUUUUCUGAUCCUUUUUUUUUCUUUUUUUUUUCUUCUGCAAACCAGCAAAAAUGUGGUGCCUCUCGAUGUUUCAAAAGUACAUUAAUCUUUCUGGAGCACUUAUUAAGCUUCACUGCUCAUCUCCUCAGAAAAUCCCAAGUGAUUUCAGGAACAAUCUACUAUGGUAUUCCUAAAGUGUCAAAUUUUAUAUGCUUACCCUAAGGUAGCUUUUUGUUGUUUUGGUCCUUGACCAGAGCUUUACGAUUGUGGCGAGUUUUUUCCACACAUCAGCCAAAACUCUCAAUAAUUAUUUUUCAUUUUACUGGAGGCUGAUUUACAUAACAUUUUGUGCCAUAAAAGCCUUCUUGGCAGUCUGCUUGGCUUUAGAUCCAUUUUUCCCCUGUUGAUCAUGUGACAGGAUGUUUUUUGCUGGUCUUGUUGGUGCCUGAUCCACUGCUCUCCUCUUACCUCUUCACACUCUUCGUCCUGUACAAGUUUCUGCUGCCUGUUUGUCGGCGUCACAGUUUUUGGGACCAAAACUACAUCAUGUGGUCUGUAACAGUAUGUACAACCAUGCCGCAAGGACCUUUUUGUUUUGUUUUUUAUUAAAAGCAUUUGCUUCCAUUUGGAGUUUUUGAGUAAUAUAUGUGUUAUUUGUUUGGGUUUAAUCCCCCUGCAUAUUAACAAAACUUUACUUUUGCAAUCCACUAUUUGUUAUCCUGCAUUGUUAUGGGCUUAUGGUGGACAUCUUUUGAGCAGAGCAGGCCAGAGAAAGCCAUGGUUUCUUCAGGUGGCCUGUUUUGUUGUUCUUCAGUUUGUUUUAUUUGCUUUAAAGAGCCAUAUUCUACCCAGGGAAGAAAGGGUGAAGAUAAAUUUUUUUAUUUUAUUAUUAUUUUUUUUUUUUUCUCUGUGAGUUCAAAGCAGUGGCACUGCCAGAUUCAAAAGGUCCAAAAGCCGUGCAGAUCUAAAUAUGUAUUAUGAACACAGUAAAUGGGAGAGAAAUGUAACACUUAAUAGUAUAAAGAUUAAAAGGGGUGAACACAUAGUUUUAACUGGAAAAAGCCCACAAUGAUGUGUAAUCACUUUGUUACUGUCUGUAUCUUGUGUAACGAUACCUAAAUUCUUUUUUAAAUAAAGACCAUGAUUUUUACUGUCACUGAA